UAAACUAAAAAUGUUAGGCCCCAGCUGGUAUUUAGCGGAAGCACCAGUUUAGAAGUUUUCUGCACGCGAGGUAGUGAUUUUGUGCUCGCGUUUGUCCUCAACCUUUUGGAAAAAAGAUCCGAGUAUUCGUACGAAAGGGCAAGAUGGCUGAGGCUCCUCCAAGUAAAGCAACAGACGCAGUCUUGGUGCAGAGCGAAGAAAUGCCGGCAGAUUCUGUUGUUGUCACAGGUUAUGACUUUAGCAAUGGAGUGGACUACCACGCCCUGCUGCAGACCUACCUCACCUCUGGUUUCCAGGCAACCAGCUUCGGCAAGGCUGUGGAGGAAAUCAACAGGAUGUUGGAGAAGAAAGCGGAGCCCUUACCAGUGGACCCAGAGGAAGAUCAGCCCCUGAACCUGCACCCCAUGGGUCGACCCAAAACCAACUGUACCAUCUUCCUGGGCUACACGUCCAACCUCAUCUCCUCUGGGGUCAGGGAGACACUCAGGUUCCUCACCAAACACAAUAUGGUAGACUGUAUAGUGGCCACAGCUGGAGGAAUAGAGGAGGACUUCAUCAAGUGUCUGGCACCAACUUAUCUGGGAGAGUUUCAGUUAAAGGGGAAGGACCUCCGUGUGAAAGGCAUCAACAGAAUCGGUAACCUGCUUGUACCUAAUGACAACUACUGUAAGUUUGAGGACUGGAUCAUGCCUAUAUUGGACCAGAUGUUGCUGGAACAGAAAACUCAGGGCACUGUCUGGACACCUUCCAAGAUGGUCCACAGACUUGGGAAAGAGAUUGACAACCCAGACUCUGUAUAUUAUUGGUGCUAUAAGAACAACAUCCCAGUGUUCAGUCCAGCACUCACAGAUGGCUCCAUUGGGGACAUGAUAUAUUUUCACUCCUAUAAGAACCCUGGUCUAGUGCUGGAUAUAGUGGAAGACAUUCGCAGAAUCAACAACAUAGCUGUCCACUCGCAGCACACAGGGAUGAUCAUCCUAGGGGGAGGUCUGGUUAAACAUCACAUCAACAAUGCCAACCUUAUGAGGAACGGUGCGGAGUAUGCCGUGUACGUCAACACGGGUCAGGAGUUUGACGGGUCUGACGCGGGGGCGCGGCCUGACGAGGCAGUGUCAUGGGGCAAAAUCAAGAUGACUGCUAAUCCUGUCAAGGUGUAUGCAGAUGCGACACUUGUGUUCCCCCUGCUUGUAGCCGAGACAUUUGCUAAGAACAUCAAGGCACCAACACCAAGCUAGCCAUGUACAGAAGCAAUAUGACUUUUAAAGAGAAACUUUCUUUUGAAUCCAUGCUAAUCUUCUCACAAUUUCUUCCCAUUUUCUGUUAACUUGGGAUAUGCAAUUUUCUUACAUGUAAAAGUGUGCUGAAAAUGUUAACCAUACUCUCCCAUAUCUGUGGUCUUUCUAGGUUACUUUCUGUGUUGCAAAAAGGGGAACAUUUGACCAUUUUAUUUUAUCAAUGGCAAGGUUUUUUUAGAAAAGAAAUUGCAUAGUGGUGAUAUGGUAUGGAACAACAGAGUGGGGAAUGGUGUGAGCUCUAGAGAAUUGUAAGUUAAAAUGGGAUAUUUUUUAGGCUUGUUGAAGGGUCAAAAUUACUGUCAGACAGGUCACAGUUGAAGACUGUUGCCAGAUGUGACCUUGGUCAAUCUGAAUAAUUCUAUUCUUGUCAGAGAAUCUUCUACCCUGGGUGAGGGGUGCAUAUAGUUAGAGCAUGGGGCACUGUUACCCUAUUCUCA
Molecule: messenger RNA, 1732 nt
Organism: Branchiostoma floridae (Florida lancelet)
Lineage: Eukaryota; Metazoa; Chordata; Leptocardii; Amphioxiformes; Branchiostomatidae
Product: deoxyhypusine synthase-like
Exons: 10
Coding region: 144-1235 (363 amino acids)
Biological process (GO): peptidyl-hypusine biosynthetic process
Cellular component (GO): cytoplasm
Molecular function (GO): deoxyhypusine synthase activity
Source: RefSeq, a predicted model, not a curated record